AUGGCUCCAAUGGCUACUACAGAGGGCCUCAAGAACGGCACCGAAUCCGGUCCCAGCCAUAUUAAUGUGUCCAAAGCCAAUGGAUACCACUUGGACAGCAACGGCACCAAUGGUCACAACGGUCACAACGGCUCGACACCCAGAUAUGCCGGCUUCUCGCCUGCUUCAACAGACUCACGCCCGCAGACAGCGUCCUCAAAAUCUUAUCAAGAGGAGCCCCCCUCCAAUGGUAUCAGAUACAGCAAAUCUCACAGGAUCCCGACCUUCGGAAUUCACGAAGAAGACAACGCCCCUAGAUCAAGGAGCUACGCCAACAUCCGCACAUAUGCCGACGAUGCCCGAAGGCAAUAUCCUCGCAUAUCAAAGCCGGUUGAGCUGAUGCGCAGCAGCUAUGAUGUCGUUGUCAUUGGUUCAGGGUACGGUGGUGCUGUCGCCGCAUCUCGCCUCGCCCGUUGCCAAGAUGCCAACGGCAAGCGUCAGUCUGUAUGUGUACUGGAGCGAGGAAAAGAGAAGUGGCCUGGUGAAUAUCCUACUGGCGUUCUCGAUGCCUUUGACGAGCUUCACGUUUCCGGCGAGUUUGCCCCUGGUUGGCUCCCCAGCACAACUGUGGAAAAGGGUGACCCGACUGGCAUGUACCACUUGAUCUUCGGGAAGGGGCUGAACGCCGUCGUUGGCAAUGGCCUGGGUGGCACGAGUUUGAUGAACGCCAACGUUUUUCUAGAAGCCAACGAGGCCACCUUGUCUAUGCCUAUCUGGCCCAAGUCCAUCAGGGAGAACCCCAAAUGUCUGGAGAAGUUUUACCAAAGAGCUCGGGAUGUUCUUGAGCCCACUCAAUACCCAGAUGACUGGCCCGAACUUCCCAAAGUCAAUCUCUUCAAAAAGCAGGCUGCCGCUCUUGGCAUGUCCGACAAGUUCAAAAUGGUCCCUCAGACAACUAGAUUCCGCAAUGGUCCCAACAGUACUGGUGUGGAGAUGUCUCCAUCAGCCUUGACCGGCCAGGACUGCACUGGUGUCAAUGAUGGCUCCAAAUCGACUACAUUGGUGACUUACCUGGCUGAUGCCUGGAACUGGGGCGCAGAAAUGUUCUGCGAGAGCGAGGUUCGUUUCAUCAAGAAGGCCGACCCGCGCAUUGGAGGGUACCUCAUUUUCUUCGCCUGGCAUGGCCGGAACCGAGGUCACUUCAAGGCCAAUCUCCACGGAGACUUGAUGUGGGUGCAUGCGAAGGAGUGCGUGUUCCUCGGUGCCGGUGCUAUUGGUAGCACUGAGAUCCUUCUCCGUAGCAAGGAGAUGGGACUGCCCCUGAGUCCCCGCGUCGGCGAAAACAUGAGCGGCAAUGGCGACAUGCUAGCCUUUGGAUAUAACAUGGACGAGGAGGCGAACGCGAUCGGGAAGCCCUUCCCCAACCCGUAUAACCCUAUCGGACCUACCAUCAACUCCGUUAUUGAUGACCGCGAAGGGCACGAGAACCCUCUUGAUGGAUAUGUCAUCCAAGAAGGAGCUAUCCCUCGUUCUUUGACACCGUUCCUUCAGACAUUAUUGGAGAUGAUGCCUGGCAGCAUUGAAGCCACUGGAGAACCGUUCCAGGAGAAGGUCCGGUCUGCCUUUGCUCGGUACUCGAGCCAUCUAUUCGGCGCGUAUCGCCAGGGCGGAUCAAUGGAUAACACUCAGGUCUACCUGGUUAUGUCCCAUGACAGCAGUCAGGCCAUGCUUACACUCAAGGAUGACAAGCCAGUCCUUGAGUUCCUCGGGGUUGGUCGUAGCGAUCACGUCCGCAAACUCAAUGAUCUGCUAGCAAAGGCUACGCAGGCCAUGGGUGGAACCUUUGUCAAGAACCCUUUCGAUGCCUUGAUGGGAGGUCAGCAAGUGACCGUUCAUCCUAUCGGUGGAGCUUGCAUGGCCCGCGAUGAUACUGGCGCCACCGGUGUCACCAACGAUGUUGGUGAGGUAUUCGCCGGAGACGACGACGAGACACACCCUGGGUUUAUCAUCACUGAUGCCUCCGUCAUUCCCGGUGCCAUUGGUGUCAACCCCUUUGCUACUAUUACAGCCCUGGCCGAGCGGUCCGUCGACGCUCACAUCCACAGGAGAAACCUCAAGAUUCACCCCAACGAGAACGGCAUCUUGGACCUAUUCGGGGAGCCUCAGUUUGCCCCCAAAGAAUCCCAUGAGACGGCAGAGACUGAAGUCGAGAUCAAGAGAAUUGAUGAAGCAAGCUCACUCAUUCGCCAUGCCGACCAGUCCAAGGCUGGAGGAUUCGGCUUCACCGAAGUCAUGUCUGGUUUCGUUCAUCGCGACGAUGGGCUCGUGACUGACAAGCGGGCCACCUAUGAGUUGGCCUACCGAGCAGCCAAGAGCCUUUGUGAGAGCGCCAGAUUCUUCCUCAGUGUGCAGGCCUUCAACACGAAGUCCAUGAUCAAGGAGCCCGACCACUCUGCCAUGCUGACGGGUACCUUUGUCUGCCCCUCUCUUCGCGGUUCUCCUUUUAUGGUCCAGAGAGGUGACUUCAAUCUCUUCAUUCUCGACCAGAAGGCACCGGGAACUCGGAACAUGACGUACGACUUUGACCUCCGGGGCAUCCACGGCGAGAAGUACCAUUUCCAUGGAUACAAGGUCGUCGAUUCCUCCGUCGCCCUGGCCCCCUGGCAGUUCUGGAAGGCCACGAGCACACUCUAUGUCACCAUCACCGAGCACAGUCGCGACCUGGAGGCCGUCCACGACUGUGACGAGCCGUGGCGCCGCGGAAAGGUCGUUGCCAAGGGCAUCAUGCACAUCCAGUUCGCCGACUUUGUCUCUCAGAUCAUGACCAUGACCCCAACGGGAAGCAGUCUCAUAAAGAAGGCCUACAGCGCGGCGAGCUUCCUCACCUACUUUACUCGCAAGUCGCUCUCCCUUUUCCUGGCGCCCUUCACUCCUAUCCAAUACCCCAGCGUCACCUACAACGGUUACGUCAACGACACUCCUCCCAAGGCAUCCUUCGUCAUCGUCGCACGAGACGGCGUCAAGACGCGCAUGCACAUGUGGGAGCCGACCAACCCGAGCAUUGAGACCAAGAACCUCUUCAUGAUCCCGGGUGCCGCAGUCGAUCACCAGAUCUACGCUCUGCCCACGAUCAAGUACAAUGCGGUCAACUACUUCACCCGCGCCGGCUACCGCGUCUUCAUCGCCGUCCACCGCAUCGGCCAACUCAUGGUCGCCCAGAACAACUGGACGACCUACGAUGCCCGCCUGGACCUGCGGGCCUGCAUCGAGUACAUUCGUGAAAAGUACGCCGACGGCAACUCCCAGGAGAACAAGGUGUACUGCAUCGCCCACUGCAUGGGCAGCGUCGCCUUCUCCACCGGUCUCCUGGACGGCACCAUCCCCUCCAACUGGGUCCACGGCAUCACCUGCAGCCAGGUCUUCAUGAACCCGAUCUGGGCGACCCUCAACAUGGCAAAGGUCAAGGUCGGCCCCAUCCCCAUGGACAAGCUCUACAAAAUGGUCCUCGGCAACUGGUUCUCCUGCAGCACGGCCAAGGACGACAGCUUCCUCCAGCGCGCCCUCAACGAGGCCCUCAGACUCUACCCCGAAGAGCGCAAGGAGAUCUGCAACAACGCCAGCUGCCACCGCUGCACCCUCGUUUUCGGCCGCUGCUGGAACCACAACAACCUCAACGAGGCGACGCACCGCCAAAUCGACCGAUUCUUCGGCGGCGUCAACAUGACGCAGCUCCAGCUCCUCAUGAAGCAAGGCUCCGAGGGCCACGUCAUGACAAACGGCCCGCUCUUCCGCCCGCUCACGACGCCCGACAAUAUUCGUCGCCUCCGCGGCGUCCCCGUCAUGCUCUUCGUCGGCCGGGACAACGCCGUGCUCACCCCCGAGGCGACGGAGCGCACGUACGAGAUCCUCUGCGACACUUUUGGCUCGCAUGGCGGAGACGGCCCGAACGGUGGACUCCAGUACCGCCGUCGCGUCGUCCCUGGGUACGGGCACCUCGACUGCUGGAUGGGACGCAACGCGUGGAAGGACGUGUACCCGUUUGUCAGGGAGGAGGUCGAUCGCGUUGUCCGCGGCGAAGAGUACCACUUUGUCGACCCUGAUGAUAAGUUCUCUCGCAUGGUGGACAGCGGUGAGCUGCUCUACUAA
Molecule: messenger RNA, 4125 nt
Organism: Colletotrichum tamarilloi
Lineage: Eukaryota; Fungi; Ascomycota; Sordariomycetes; Glomerellales; Glomerellaceae
Product: glucose-methanol-choline oxidoreductase
Exons: 5
Coding region: 1-4125 (1374 amino acids)
Molecular function (GO): flavin adenine dinucleotide binding; oxidoreductase activity, acting on CH-OH group of donors
Source: RefSeq, a predicted model, not a curated record